UUACAAACACUUUCUUGCUCUCAUAUUAGGUACGGACUUCAUUUUUUUCUCUAUUUGCUUGCUCAAAAUAGGAGUAAUAAUUUCACAAGGUGACAACCGUUUUUGGCUACAGUGAAGGAUGCAGUGAAGUGCUGAUAUCACCAGUCACAGGUCAGCACUCAUCAGGAACCAAAGGGUCAGGAUGCAGACUCGUACUCAGGAGCAGGCUGGAAUAGCAACCACCAACCAUACCACUAAUAUGAAGGAAGAAGUGAAACAAGAGUCAGAGCUGAUGGAGGAGGAGGUGGAGUUCAACUGGGAGGAGUACAUGGAGGAGAAGGGAGCCAACGCGGCCCCUCACACUACCUUCAAGCAUGUGGAGAUCAGCCUUCAGAGCAACUUCCAGCCUGGAAUGAAGCUGGAGGUGGCCAAUAAGAACAGCCCGGACACAUACUGGGUGGCCACUAUCAUCACUACAUGCGGUCAGCUGCUCCUGCUGCGCUACAGUGGCUAUGGAGAGGACCGAAAGGCUGACUUCUGGUGUGAUGUCAUGACCGCUGAGCUUCACCCGGUGGGCUGGUGCACCCUUAACAACAAGACCCUAAUGCCCCCUGAAGAUAACAUUAACCUAAGAAAAGCCAUCAAGGAGAAGUACAACAACUGGACUGAGUUCCUGGUUCAGGACCUGACUGGCUCCAGGACGGCUCCUGCCAACCUUCUUGAUGGGCCCCUGCGGGGAAAAAACACGGUGGAUAUGAUCCUAGAGGGUUCAGUUAUAGAGCUUCAGGACACCUCAGAUUCUUUGCUCUACUGGCCUGUUCGUGUCAUGAAGAAUGUCGGUGGGAGGCUGCGACUGCGCACCGCUGGGCUGUCUGAAGAAGAUCAGACCAAUGAUGUUUGGCUGUUCUACUUGGACGCGAGGCUCCGCCCACUUGGUUGGGCUCAGGAGAACGAUCUCUCACUAGAGCCGCCUGCAGAAAUGAAGUCACUGAAGAGCACCACUGAGUGGCAGCUUGCUUUGGAGGAGGCUCGACUCGAUGGGCAGAAGAGUCCGCUUCCUCUUGAGGUGUUCAAGGACCAUGCAGAGUUGCCCAGGCAUUCCUUCAAGCUGGGGAUGAAGUUGGAAAUGGUUUCUCCGUGGGAUCCGCUUCAGAUCUGCCCUGUUUCUGUCACCAAGGUCUAUGAUGAAACCUUCUUCCAGGUCACUUUGGAUGACCUCAAUGUUGAUGCAAAGCAACGCUCAGUGGUCUGUCAUGCUCACUCACCGGGCAUCCUGCCAGUCCAGUGGUGUCUUAAAAAUGGUGUUAGCCUGGAGCGUCCACGGAGCUACGUGGGUCAGGACUUUGACUGGGCCGACUACCUGAAGCAGACCGGAACUGAAGCCGCUCCAGACUCCUGCUUCUCUGAUACUUGGCAGAGUAGAGUUUUCACCAAGAACAUGUGGCUGGAGACGGUGAAUCCUCAUUGUCCAGCAGAGGUGUGCGCCGCCCAGAUCGCCCAGGUCAGAGGACGCCUGCUGUGGCUCCGACUGGAAGGUGUGGCGAAGCCCCUGUCAGAAUGCAUCGUAGAUGUAGAGUCGAUGGACAUCUUCCCUGUGGGCUGGUGUGAGGCUAACGCUUACCCCCUGACAACUCCUCUCAAACCUGUCUGCCAGAUGCAAAAGAAAAUUGCAGUUGUUCAGCCUGAGAAACAAUUGACUCCAGCUAAGCCACUUGAGACGACUCCUGUCAACCUCUGCCAGCCUCUGAGCACAGACCCAGGCUCAGCCAAUGGUAGAUACUGCUGCUCCCGGAUUUUUGUCAAUCAUCGUUGCUUCUCUGGCCCCUACCUCAACAAGGGACGCAUCGCUGAGCUGCCACAAUCUGUCGGUCCGGGAAAAUGCACUCUGGUUCUGAAAGAGCUCCUCACCAUGCUAGUAAACGCUGCCUACAAGCCCGGACGUGUUCUGAAGGAGCUGCAGGAGGUGGAGGAUCAGAGCUGGGACUGCCAAGAGGAAACCCUCAAAGCCAAAUAUAAAGGGAAAACCUACCGCUCUGUCAUCAAAAUCAUCCGUCUGGCUGAUCAGAUCCCCGUUUUCUGUCGCACCGUGUGUCUGAAGCUGCAGUGCUGCCCGAACCUCUUCAGCCCCGUCCUCAUCACUAACAAGUGUCCAGAGAACUGCUCACUACAGACGAAAACCAAAUACACUUAUUACUAUGGGAAGAAAAGGAAACUGCCCAAACCCACCGGAGGAGAGGAGACUGCAGAUGGGGAUCUGAGCGCGCCGGCACGUCGCAGGAAGAAAAGGAAAGCCAUUUUUGUGCAGAAGAAGAGACGCUCGUCAGGUGUAGACUUCACACCAGCUGGAUCACCUCAGGACAGUAAUGAAGGUGAGGAGGAGGAGCAGUCUGGCAGUGAAGGCACCAGCUCAGAACCUCGCGACGAUAACACCGACGCCUCCUCGGCUGAAGUGACCAGCAGCCGUCCACGUCGGACGGCCACGCUGCGGCGUUUGGAGCCGACGGCCGGCCAGGAUGCUGGCGAGAGCCGCAGGAGGUCCAGCCGCACCAAGUACCCGGCAUGCAAGGAGGACAUGAAGGUGGAGGGAGAGAGGGAGGGGGAGGAGCAGCUGGUGCUGGACAGCAACCCUUUGGAAUGGAGCGUAAAUGAAGUGGUCCAGUUCAUCAACUCGACUGACUGCGCUUCUCUUGCCACCAUCUUCCAGGAGCAGGACAUCGACGGCCAGGCCCUGCUGCUGCUGACUCUGCCCACCGUCCAGGAGUGUAUGGACCUGAAACUGGGCCCGGCCGUCAAACUGUGCCACCACAUCGAGCGGGUCAAAGUCGCCUUCUACAAACAGUUUGUCAACUGAAUGAUCAACUGUAACUUUUUUUAGAGAUGGAUGAGCUGCCUUCUGAUGGAAUCAUAUGUCCUUGAGCAAAUGUGAGAAAUGAAUUUCAAAAUUGAAAGACGAGGACUUCUCCUUUGAGGAAUUGACGGAUUCAUGAGUGCGCAGAACAUGUUUUCCUGAUCCGUGGAAUGUUCUUUUGUUUGGUUUUCUUUGAUCUUUCUUUGUUUGUGAUAAAAUUUCUCAGUUGUUUGACCAGAAAUUCAAAUUCCUCUCUCCAAUGUGUGACCAGUUUCAGGAUUAAGAGAGCUGUAUUUAAUGACCCAGAAGUAAUAUAUUUGGAUAUUUAUUGUCUCCCUUAUUUAUGUUUAGAAACACCAGUACCUGUCAAAAUUUUUAUCGUCAGAUGAAGUUUUUUGGUUUUUUUUUUCCAUUUGCUCUUUUGUCGCUCGUCAGUGGAGGUGAGCCUCAGACAGCCGGUUGAGUCCAGAUCUCUUCUCCGACAGUCCACUGCUGUGUGUCCAUCUAUGCAAACGUGUGCAGAUAUUUUUGAUAAGUGCAAAAAUAAAUUUCUAUUCAUUUUUAUCAAUGAUCUUUUUUGUAGGAGCCCAUCUGUUCAUUAUGAUGAUGUUCUCUGCCUUCAGUUGUACCACAACAGGACAGUACGGCCCUUUGUCCCGACGCUGCCUGGAAAAGGAAAAAAAAAAGCAUGAAAAAUAAAAAUUAAUCUGGUUUUGUGAAGAACGUGAACACGUAUUGUGCAUUCUCUGUUUGAAAGGAGGAUGUUUUGGGUUGCUGGUGUUUGCUGCUCUGAAUAGAACUUUUGAAGCCUGUCUUGACAACGUCUUCUUUUAAAAGCGGAGAGAAAAAAAGAAGAAGAAAUGGCAGAGAAUCCACAACUGGACAUUUUGUUGCUGCCCAAAAAAGCACUAUUUUUCAUCAGAAGAUGGUUUGCAGGCCUCUCUCCCCCAACUGCUCCACGAUGAUGGCACAUCAUGAUGAACUGCUCAAUCUGUCACAAGUGACCAGGUCUGAAUGUGAUGCAGUGAGCUUGAGCACAAGUCACUAAUGGAAUGCACAUCUCUCUGGCUUGAUGCCUUUCACAAACCCAAAAAAGGU
Synchiropus splendidus (mandarinfish) is the source of this 3925-nucleotide messenger RNA. RefSeq names its product Scm like with four mbt domains 2 (gene sfmbt2). Gene Ontology annotation, cellular component: nucleus. The transcript is spliced from 21 exons. Gene Ontology annotation, biological process: regulation of DNA-templated transcription. The coding region runs from base 182 to 2830 and encodes 882 amino acids. Gene Ontology annotation, molecular function: histone binding; transcription corepressor activity. Lineage: Eukaryota; Metazoa; Chordata; Actinopteri; Syngnathiformes; Callionymidae. The record is from RefSeq and is a predicted model, not a curated record.